CGUAUAAUGCAGCUCCCUUGUGGUUUAAAUGCAAAGACAUAUUAAUCAAUUUUAUUGUUUACGUGUAAUUAUUAGAUGCCUGCCUUUUAAAGUCUUGCCCACGGUCCCACCGUACCCUGCUAAAUAAUGUCUUAAGUUGCUACCCGUCCGCUGGUCAGUGGGAUGGCUGGGACAGCCUGUAAAGUGAACGGAAAGAACUCAACAGCAGGCGGGGGAUUAGCUCAAAUGGUAGAGCGCUCGCUUAGCAUGCGAGAGGUAGCGGGAUCGAUGCCCGCAUCCUCCACAUGGCUUUUUACCCCAUGCUUCAGACAAUUCCUUCUCAGAGAGAUCCGCUGGAGUCGGGGGAAGGUUGUGAUAUGCAGGUAAUAGAACUUGGUAAGCAAUGAUCAGCUCUCCAGGGUUCUUUUAUUUUACAGGUGAGUUUUUUCCAACUUAUUUCUUGGUCACCUUGUCUUUUGCUCCUUCCAGUGUGCAGACCGUUAACCGCCGUCUGAGAAGACGCGGGUGGAACCCUCCCGCCGGGUCUGCCGGCCCAUCCCCCAAACGCCACUGGCUCAGGUACCGUUAGCGAGCGAGGGAACCCCUGCGUGCUGACCAAUGGCAGAGAGCCUUACUGGGCGGGUAGCCAGCUGUAUCCGCGGCCAAUAGGCGAGAGACUUCUUGUUUCCUGGUAGAGCGGGGUCCCGGCACCGCGGCGCUCGGGUUUUGUUUGGGUCCUGGGCUGAGGGCUCAGGUGCUGGGGCCCGAGGUGGCGCCGCGCUAGCGGGAGAGGGAGCGGGAUCACCGGCCCGGAGAGAGCUCUCAGGGCCAGAGUUCGGCAGGAGGAUGCUUUCCCAGCCCCACCAUGGAGCUGCGCUGUGGGGGCCUGCUGUUCAGUUCUCGCUUUGAUUCCGGGAAUCUAGCUCACGUGGAGAAGGUGGAACCUGUGUCUAAUGAGGGGGAAGGAGUACUAAGUGGGGCAUCAGCCCCCAUCAGCACCAUUGCGUCUUCCCCCGACUACGAGUUCAAUGUGUGGACCCGACCAGACUGUGCUGAAACAGAAUUUGAGAAUGGGAACAGGUCAUGGUUCUACUUCAGUGUCCGGGGAGGAAUUCCAGGGAAACUCAUUAAGAUCAACAUUAUGAACAUGAACAAGCAAAGCAAGCUGUAUUCCCAAGGCAUGGCCCCCUUUGUGCGCACACUGCCCACCAGGCCACGCUGGGAACGCAUUCGAGACCGGCCCACCUUUGAAAUGACAGAGACACAGUUUGUGUUAUCCUUUGUUCACCGUUUCGUGGAGGGCCGUGGGGCCACCACCUUCUUCGCCUUCUGCUACCCCUUCUCCUACAGUGACUGCCAAGAUUUGCUAAACCAGCUAGACCAGCGCUUUCCGGAGAACCAUUCUUCCCAUAGCAGCCCCCUGGAUACCAUCUAUUACCACCGGGAGAUACUUUGCUAUUCUCUGGAUGGACAUCGUGUUGAUCUCCUAACAAUCAGUUCUUGCCAUGGGCUUCAAGGAGAUCGAGAGCCUCGUCUAGAGCAGCUGUUUCCUGACACCAGCACCCCUCGACCAUUCCAUUUCACAGGCAAGAGGAUAUUCUUCUUAAGUAGUAGGGUACACCCUGGGGAGACUCCAUCUAGCUUUGUCUUCAAUGGCUUCCUGGACUUCAUCCUUCGACCUGAUGAUCCUCGGGCCCAGACCCUUCGUCGCUUGUUUGUCUUUAAGCUGAUUCCCAUGUUGAAUCCUGAUGGUGUGGUCCGGGGCCACUACCGCACAGACUCACGUGGAGUGAAUCUGAACCGUCAGUACCUGAAGCCUGAUGCAGUCCUGCACCCAGCCAUCUUUGGGGCUAAAGCUGUGCUUCUCUACCACCACGUGCACUCCCGUCUGAACUCCCAGUGUCCCUCUGAGCACCAGCAUAGUUCCCAUCUCCCUCCUGAUGCUCCCCUUUCUGACCUUGAGAAAGCUAACAAUCUUCAAAAUGAAGCUCACCUUGGCCACUCAUCUGAUGGGAAUGACCCUGAGACAUGGACAGAGACUGAGCUAGCAGAACAGAAGCUCAACAGUGUGUGGAUUAUGCCGCAGCAGUCUACUGAGGUCGAGCAGCCAACCCUGGACACCAUCCCUCCCAAAGAGAGUGGUGUAGCUUACUAUGUGGACCUGCAUGGACAUGCUUCCAAAAGGGGCUGCUUCAUGUAUGGAAACAGCUUUAGUGAUGAGAGCACCCAGGUGGAAAAUAUGCUGUAUCCAAAGCUCAUCUCCUUGAACUCAGCCCACUUCGACUUCCAGGGCUGCAAUUUCUCAGAGAAAAACAUGUAUGCCCGAGACCGCAGAGAUGGCCAGUCUAAGGAGGGAAGCGGCCGGGUUGCAAUCUACAAAGCCUCAGGGAUAAUCCACAGCUACACACUUGAAUGCAACUACAACACUGGGCGCUCAGUAAACAGCAUCCCUGCUGCCUGCCAUGACAACGGCCGUGCCAGCCCGCCUCCCCCACCAGCUUUUCCCUCCAGAUAUACUGUGGAACUGUUUGAACAGGUGGGACGAGCUAUGGCCAUUGCAGCUCUGGACAUGGCAGAAUGCAACCCAUGGCCCCGAAUUGUCCUGUCAGAACACAGCAGCCUCACAAACCUCCGAGCCUGGAUGCUAAAACAUGUGCGCAGCAGCCGAGGCCUGAGCAGCACUGUGAAUGUGGGUGUCAGCAAGAAGAGAGGCUCUCCAACUCCACCCAAAAGUAACAAUGGAUUGCCUGUUUCCUGCUCUGAAAAUGCCUUGAGCCGAGCACGAAGUUUCAGCACUGGCACAAGUGCUGGUGGUAGUAGCAGCAGCCAGCAGAAUUCUCCCCAGAUGAAGAGCUCCCCCAGCUUCCCUUUCCAUGGCAGUCGGCCUGAGGGGCUGCCAGGCCUGAGCUCUAGCACCCAGAAGGUCAGCCACCGGGUGCUGGGCCCUGUCAGAGACACACAUGGCUGUCAUGGGCAAGCUCCAUGGAGAUGUCCUGCAGGCAGAAAAGGGCCAAACAGUAGAAAAGGUGACAUCAGACUUGGAUCUAGGAGUCAUCCACAUACAGAGCCCCGAAGCCAGGACAGGAGACGGCGGCAGCAGCCACUGACCCAUCACCCUGCUUCAAGCCGCCUGGUCCCAGCCCCCACUCCUGCUAGUUCUCACCCAGCCUCCUCAUGCAACAUGGGCUCCUGCCUACUGCCCAGUGCACUCAGCUUAUCAGGGAGUAGCUGCUCACUCCUGUCCUCAGGGGACAAACCAGAGUCUGUCAUAGUGAUUGGGAAAGGUCUGCUAGGGACUGGACCUCAGGUCCCUUGUAACAGGACCCGAUUGCAGACCUGCCCGAGGAGAACUCCUGCCAGGAGGGGUCCCGGAUUCCCCAGGCUGCCUCAGGCCAGGCCCCCACGGCCCCGAUCUGCCCCUGCCGUUUCUAUUUCCUGUAGUCUGUCUGACUCUCACACCCGGAUUUGUUACAGCGGGGGGCCCUUGGGCCAACCUGAGCCGCUGAUUCCUUGUGACAACCAUAAUUCCAGCCACACUGUUCUGAGGCAUCAUAGAGCAUCACCUUGAGACAGGACAAAGCAGAGACCUGCCUCCCCAUCCUUCAACAGCACAAGAUUUGGGGACCACAAAAAAAUAUAUAUUUUUUUAUAUUGGGGGGAGGGAGUAGGAAAGAAAGCAGCCCCUAUACUGGGCCCUAUCCAGUGGCAGCUUCUUGUUCCAUAGGAUUAAGAAAGACUUUGAGGAAAUAAAAGUUGUUUGGAAAAAUCCAGGUGUAGUUGCUUUGUAUGUUGUGAUGGGUAGAAGGGAUGAAGUAAAGUGUGAAGGCCCCUCACA
Messenger RNA from Manis pentadactyla (Chinese pangolin), 3814 nucleotides. It is a transcript of the gene AGBL5, whose product is annotated as AGBL carboxypeptidase 5. Gene Ontology annotation, molecular function: metallocarboxypeptidase activity; zinc ion binding. The coding region runs from base 845 to 3547 and encodes 900 amino acids. Gene Ontology annotation, biological process: proteolysis; protein deglutamylation. The transcript has 17 exons. Lineage: Eukaryota; Metazoa; Chordata; Mammalia; Pholidota; Manidae. The record is from RefSeq and is a predicted model, not a curated record.